Molecule: messenger RNA, 935 nt
Organism: Pseudoliparis swirei
Lineage: Eukaryota; Metazoa; Chordata; Actinopteri; Perciformes; Liparidae
Gene: anapc16
Product: anaphase promoting complex subunit 16
Exons: 4
Coding region: 112-438 (108 amino acids)
Biological process (GO): protein ubiquitination
Cellular component (GO): anaphase-promoting complex; cytosol; kinetochore
Source: RefSeq, a predicted model, not a curated record
AAAAUAAACAGCAUAACCAACUGCACGGCUUGAAAGUCGUUCGAGAUUUACGUGAACGUCGACGGGGAGUUAACAUUAUAUUGUUUGGAGGGAAAAAAGUUCUCCAAGGCCAUGGCAGCGUCUUCUUCGUCCUCCUCUGCGGGAGGUGUGAGUGGCAGCUCGGUGACAGGAUCUGGAUUCAGUGCUUCAGAGCUAAUCCCUCCACGAAAAGUCCUGUACACGUAUCCUAAAGGUGCAGGUGAAAUGAUGGAAGACGGCUCUGACAGAUUUUUAUGCGAGUCUGUAUUCAGCUACCAAGUUGCCUCCACACUUAAACAGGUCAAACAUGAUCAACAGGUGUCUAGAAUGGAGAAACUGGCAAGCUUGGUGGAGGAGCUGGAAGCAGAUGAGUGGCGGUACAAACCGAUUGAACAGCUAUUGGGAUUUACACAGUCUUAAAUAGAGAGAUCCUCAGGCCUUUCGUUAAUAAUUCAGCCAAAUUAAAGGAGAUAGUUUAUUUCAGUUCAUAAAUGAUAUUCCUUUUGUAUGGUUUCAUUAUAUAUUAUAAGUGUAAAAUAUCGAGAGUUACUGAAUGUGAGAUUUAUCACUUUGAUUAUUUUAUGCGUGGUUUUCUUUUCUUCAAAAAGAAAAAAAACUAUUGUGCUUGGCAUACUAUAAUAAACUACUGUCAACAAAAACCUCCUUGUUAUGUGCCUGAAUAAUAAAAACUGUUGUAAUCGGCGAAUAAAGGUGUUUUUCCAGUCCAAUCUGCUCUUAGCCUCAGUGAUUACAGAAAUAAUUAAUUUCGUAACGUCCCCUGAAGAGACAUUUUUGUUUCCACAUGCACUGUAACUCAUAAAUCUGGAAAUCUGCUCAGUCUCCUCAUCGCUGCUCACUCCAACUGCGCUUGGAGCAAAACAACGAGAGUGUGUAAAUAAAGCCAUACUUGGACAUUU